Molecule: messenger RNA, 3724 nt
Organism: Danio rerio (zebrafish)
Lineage: Eukaryota; Metazoa; Chordata; Actinopteri; Cypriniformes; Danionidae
Source: RefSeq, a predicted model, not a curated record
AGCGCGCGCUGCUGCUUUUCACACACACAUACACACACACACACACACACACACACUCCUCUUUAUCGCUCUCUUCCCCAAGUCUCGUGUUUGUGGAGUUUGGCACACGCGCAGCAUCACAUCGAUCACCGUGUCAUCUAAAUAUGUCGGUGUGAACGGAGAGAAAAGAGCAGAGAGAAGCCGAGGGAAGAUGAGAUCGGCGCGUCUGUGGAUGCUGGUCUGUUUGGCGACUGCGUGUUGUCAGCUUGGCACCGGUGAUAAAUACGGUUGUCUGUUUGAUGAAGGCCUUUGCUCCAGAGGGGAGAUUUGCUGGGAUGAUGAGCUGUUUGGUCAGUGUCUUGCGGAGAGACAGGAAAGGUUUCGCUACAGGGUGACUGCAGUUCUGUUGGACAGACUACAGUCAUUACUGCAAACACUCAUGAAGGAAGGACUAACUUGGCAGGAUGAUGUUACCCAAUCAGUGAUUAAGAAAGAACUCAGCAAAGUGCCGAAGAUCCCACUGUCUUCUGGCACAAAGAAUGGCCCGUCCAUAGAGUCUCAGAGUGGCUCUACAAAUCAGCUCAACUCCAAACAGGCACAUCCCUACAUGGACUACAUGAUUGUCGAUCCGCCUCAAUCUUCUCUCCAUAUGCAAAGUCUGGAUCCUUAUAGCUACCAGAGAUAUGGUUAUCAAGAUGAAGAGGAGCGCUCUUUAAACCUGGUGGAGAAGGGCAGAUAUCCCGCAUCCUCCUCUCGUGUCAGGGGAAAUCCUCCAGUUCCUCCAUCUCUGGAUAAGGAUGAUCAGCUUCUGCAGGAUCUGAUGACUCUCCUCCUUUCCUCUCCUGCACAGCCCAGCUCACGCCAUCGUGUGGCAGCACCACACUCCACCUCAUCUUUUUUCCAGGAUCUGGACUUCCCGCUUGAAUACAAGGAUUAUAACAAGGACACUUUUUCCCAGGAUGAAAGGAUCAGCAGCCAGCGAGAGCCAAAGAAAGGUCCCCAGAAGUAUGGAAGCUUUUCUGCGCACAGCGCUGCAGGAACAUCUCAACAAGGCCUAAAUGAGCUGCUUCUGCAACAUGGGUUUGAUCUAAAUCACCUGAACCCUGAGGAGAUGGAGCGUCUCUUCUCUGUCCUUCAGUUCCUGCAAAAUGAGCCACCAAAUAAUCAGAGAAAAUCUGAAGCCAAGGAUUCCUCUGCGCCUCCAAAAGUGAUGAAGAUUACCGAAGGAGAGAUGACCCAUGUGGUGGAGAAGGCUUCUUCACCCGCUUCAAAUUCCUCCUCUCCUCCGCUCAAACCUGGACCUCAAACCUCCCCCAAGAGCCCCGGCUCCCCAGGGGCCUCAAAGGAUAACUCCAUCCCAACGGGCGCAAGUGUACUAGGGCCUUUAACUCUCAAGCAAGAGGAAGGGCCGCUUGGAAAGGGAGCCCUGAGUGUGCAACCAGGAAAGAAUAAAACUAAGAUAAAGGAGGAGUUUGGAUACAUUGUCACCAAUCAGAGCCCUCUCAAUCUGUCUGAUGGGGUUCAUCUCCUCAAGACCCUUGCUGAGAGGAUCCAUCUCACUACUGACUCUUUCAUCAAUAUCAGUGUGGUUGGUCCAGCUGUCACUUUCCGGGUGCUCCCGAACAGCCAGAAUUUAACAGCAAGUGAGAUUUCCGAAAAGACUGUGGCUCAAAAGAACCUUCUAGAAACAGAGACUGGUCUGAAGGUGCUUCAGGCAGGUGUCGGUGAGAAGAGCGAAGGCCAUGCGUUGCCUGUGGCAACACGUGUUCGUGACAACACCCAGUGGGUCUUCCUCAUGUUUGUGGGUGUGGCUUGUUUGGGUGGACUCCUGGUGGGGGCGUUGACCAUCGCCUGUCUGCGCACUCAUGCCCGUCAUUUAGCAUCAGGGAAACUGGGACUGGGGCCUGAAGCAGGAAACGUGACACAUUAUGAGUACCAGGAUCUUUGUCGGCAGCACAUGGCUGCUAAGUCCUCUCUGGGCAGGCAGGACUGUGGCGUCGGAGCUGCAGGUGGUGCUGGACCGGGAGCUGUGGGAGGAGGUGGCGGUGGAGGAACAGAUACGUCACGUGUCAGCAGUGUGUCUUCACAGUUUAGCGACGCCCCUCAGCCAAGUCCUAGUUCACACAGCAGCACCCCCUCCUGGUGCGAGGAGCCAGCACAGUCUAACAUGGAUAUCUCCACUGGGCACAUGAUUCUGGCAUAUAUGGAAGAUCAUCUGAAGAAUAAAGACCGCUUGCUUAAAGAGUGGGAGGCUCUGUGCUCCUACCAGGCAGAACCCAGCACCAUCUCAGCAGCUCAGAGUGAAAGUAACAUCAAGAAGAACCGCUGCUCGGAUGCCGUGCCCUAUGACCAUUCCAGAGUGAAGCUGAAAGCUGAGAUUAACCCAUCCAGGACAGAUUACAUCAAUGCCAGCACCAUUAUUGAGCAUGACCCCCGGAUGCCAGCGUAUAUCGCCACCCAAGGACCCCUCUCACACACCAUCUCUGAUUUCUGGCAGAUGGUUUGGGAAAGCGGGUGUACAGUCAUAGUGAUGAUGACAGCUCUGGUUGAGGAUGGAGAAAAGCAGUGUGAUCGCUACUGGCCCGAUGAAGGCUCUUCUCUAUACCACAUCUACGAGGUGAACCUGGUGUCUGAGCAUAUCUGGUGUAAUGACUUCCUGGUGCGUAGUUUCUACCUGAAGAACGUCCAAACCCAGGAAACUCGCACCCUGACUCAGUUCCACUUCCUAAGCUGGCCCGCACAGGGAAUACCCACUUCCACACGCCCUCUGCUGGACUUUCGCAGGAAAGUCAACAAGUGCUACCGUGGACGCUCCUGCCCCAUCAUUGUGCACUGCAGUGAUGGUACAGGCCGGACUGGAACAUAUAUCCUGAUUGACAUGGUCCUGAACCGCAUGGCUAAAGGAGUGAAAGAGAUCGAUAUUGCUGCAACCCUGGAGCACAUUCGAGAUCAAAGACCAGGAAUGGUUCGCACCAAGGAUCAGUUUGAGUUUGCUCUCACCGCUGUGGCCGAAGAGGUUAAUGCUAUCCUCAAAGCUCUACCGCAGUAAAAUGAAUGGCUGUAUGAAGUCGACUCACACACAUACAUACGCAUACUAUUACAACUACAUGCAUGUGGGCAAUCAUGCCUUAAAUGGCCACCGAGGUUAGUAUUAUGGAUGUGCAUGAGUAAUGGAACUAGUCAAGUACUUGUUUACUAAAACACGAUUUGCACUUUGAGUUUUCUUUGCUGAAAUGAUUAUUGCUAAACCCUUCACGUAAAUCAUGUUACACUACAUAAGUUAGACUGUGAUAUGAAAGGGUGAAAGAUCCAAGUGUGCGACAUUUCAAUCUUUAUGGUUUUGAUUAGGGUCAUGCUUUCCACUAGAUAAAGAUCAGCUUUUAUGAUGGAAAGAAAGCCACCAGGAGAUAUGAGAGAGUUUUCUGUGGCCGAAGAGCACUUUUUUACCCACAGCAAACACCGUUAAAGGGAUAGUUUACCUAAAUACUAAGAUUUUGUCAAAAAUUCACCCACCACUCACUUAUCACAAAUCUGCUUCUUCUUUUGGACACAAAGAUGAUAUUCUGAAAAAAGUUGGAAGCCUGUAAGCAUUGACUUACCAAAGUAUUUUGUUUUCCUUUUAAGUAUAUCAAUGGUUACAGGCUUUUUUAAAGCUUUUUUUCAGAAUCUCUUCUUAGUGUUCAAAAGAUAAAAGGUUUGUGAUUGAGUGGUGAGUACAUUUUUGACAAGUUUUCAGUAAAAAAAA